UGUCAGUUUUCAACAUUUUGCAGUUGGAAUAGUCGCCAAAUAAAUCAUUGAAGUGCGCUUAACGGUGCGUGUUAUAAAAUGAUAUAUGUAUAUUAUACAUAGAAAGCCUUUGCUAUCUAUCGCCACAGUGUAUUGGACAUAAAUCAAUUAUAUUAUAGGAAUACUGUCAUAAUUUUCGUGGGUCACUAAUUGGCACCCUUUUUAUAAUAUUCAGAAUACGGCCUAAAUAAACACUAAGUGUUUAAACAGUUAAAAGUGGCACUUAAUUCGUGCAUAACGUGUCUUUCGUCUAGUGUCGUCGGUAAAAUUUAACAUUAUAUACGGACUUUUUAAAUGUAAAGUUUGUAGGGAGCGGACACAAUUGAUAAUGUCUGCUAAACGAAGCGCAAGCCGGGUCUCGGAGUCGGGAAUGUCUCAACAGAAGAGGGCACAGUGGAGUACACAGGCUUACACGGUCGAGGACUUGUUGGCUCAGUUUAGUUUGCCACAGAUAGUGAAGUGCAACCCACAAGCUAUAAUGGUCAAGAAGGAUUCGCCAUUGCCUAUUAACCUCGGGCAACCGUUGUUACUGUUCGACUCCCGAACCGUGCGGAAGUUACUGGCUAGAAACGUCAUCACUGACCCAGUCAGCGGAAAGUUCACGGAGAAUGAUGACACGGUGGUAAUACCUAAAGAUUAUGAAGGUUUUUUUCUGCGGUUAAGGUCAAGGACAUCUAAAGAUCAUACCACUCACAAAACCAUCGACUCUCUGGCUCAUAACAAUAUCAAAGCUUUUCUAAAUCUUACCAAAAUCGCAGCUUUCAGGAUCAUAAACAGUCCAAAUGGAAUGGGCGAUUACCCCAGGGUAGAUUAUGUACCUGGAAACGUGUUCGUUAUCGAUAAUGUUUUCUCUGGAAGCGCAAAGGUGAAGCAGGACGGGAAAAUUCUUCAUCAUAAAAAUAGCAUAUCACAGCAGACGAACUAUCUAAAAUGUCGAGAUGACAAAGACAACAAUAUUGUCAUACCAGUGUCUCAAGGCGGGGAAUUCGUUGAAAUAUUACCAAACGAUCUGGAUGGAACCGGAAGAAUGUCUGUCAGGAGUGAAGAUUUGAUCGAGAAACAAAAGUUUCCGAUAAUUGUACGCUAUAUCCGUGGAAGAUUCAAACCGAGGCUUACUUCAUUCACUGGAUUGUUCACAUUACUCGAUUCUUACGAGGAAACUACCAUAUUAGGAUGUGUUCUUGACAAAUCUGGCUACACUCUGAUGGAACUUCCGUUAAGUUCACCUUUGACAUUUCAUCUCGCGCUGAACUUUACGGAACUUCAGUCACAUCCGGUUGUGAAAAAUGGUCUCCGGCUCUGUGAAACAACAGGAAGUAAUUUCGCGCGAGACUUGAAAUUCAAGUUCAAGUUUGCUCAACGAUUUCUCCAAGUAGGGGGUAAAAAAUUGCCUCUUGAUGACGGGGAUGACAUUGGAGAAUCCCCAAGUGCUAGGAACACGGGACAGUUUGGCGUGACUGCUACAUAUAUUUACAUAUAAAAACAACUUUACCUUCAAUUAUUUCAAGGUAAAAAUAAUAUGAGCAACGUCAGAUGACGUUGAUUUCUUUUAUAAUUAAAACUGAUUUAUACCCAUAUCAUUUUACAGUAUUAGUUGAAAACAUUACCUUUGUUCAAAGAAUGUUACGACUUUGACAAUGUCAAAUGAAAAAAACGCACUUAUAACCGGUUGUACAAUAAAUUGAAAGCUUUUAAAUUGCGUGUGUAUAGAGAGGUUCCAAUUGAAUUAUUUUAGUACUUUACUUUAGUAUUCAACACCCGACUAUUUGUAUAUUUCAUCAUACAUCUAAACUAUCAUGAUCAAAUGAAACACGAUUUCAGAGGGCUAGCAAACUAGAACAGCAGUAGAAAAAUGUAAAUCUGCGAAUUCUUAAAGAAAUAUAUAUAUAAUUCACUUUUUACAAAUGAUGGUUCUCAAUAUGAUGAUACUGACAAAUGAUUAUAAAUGCAAAACAAAUGUUUACACAAUAGGCUAAGAAAAUCAACGUGGUUCGGACUUGUGUUUAAUGCGAGUGUUGUCAACUGCCGUUAAACUUAGAAAUUGUCAACAUCUCUGGUAAGAACUUAUAAGAAAUGGUACUGUAGACAUAUAAUUCAGAAAACGCGUACAAUUUGAAAAGAAUGCUGAGUAGAACUUUCUGCAUGUACAUGUGUAUGUGUAAAUUAGUUAAUGUUUAGCUUCGUGUACAAGUAAUUGCCUGUCUUAAUUGAUGUAUGUGCAACUACAUGUAUAAAUUAGAUACACUACGCAGGAUGUUUUUUUUUCUAAAAUAGUGUAUCAAAUAUAUAACAGACGUACCUCCUCAGUUCUGCUGAUAAAUAUUGAAUAAUUUUAUCAACAUAACUACAUGUUAAUGUUAACUUAAGCAAGUUAAAUAAUUCACUUUUUUAAUCAUCUUUAUUUUACUUUUUUAUUACUAAUUUGCCAUGUUGCUACGCAUAGAAAUACACUGCUUGCAUGCUCCAUCUAUAUUUUUGAAAUAAAUUGUGCCCAAUCAGGUGCAAAAGAUGCUACCCAGCUAGCUUACGGGUGGUCGACCUUGGGUUCUAUACUAAAGUGCCAGGUACGUAGUACCCGAGCAUACCUGAAAUAAUCUUUGGAAAGUCACGUGAGUCAGAUAAUCACGUGAGCGUUUUGACCCAAAAUGAAGUAAUGUUCACGUAAUAUUAUAUCAAUAUAUGGGAAAGUAUU
Molecule: messenger RNA, 2731 nt
Organism: Ruditapes philippinarum (Manila clam)
Lineage: Eukaryota; Metazoa; Mollusca; Bivalvia; Venerida; Veneridae
Exons: 2
Coding region: 368-1519 (383 amino acids)
Source: RefSeq, a predicted model, not a curated record